AUGGCGAACCGGUAUUUGUGCUACGUCCCAAAGGAGUGGAAGACUCUUCCCGAGGAUACCCUAAAGAGUACCAUUGAAGAUAAGGCUCUCAAACAGUGGAAACAUACUAAGUACCUGGAAGGGACCACCAUCCGGCUGGAGAACGUCACUGCUAAAUUAAACUACUACAGGUUUACACCGUGGAUGCGGAAGGCAGAUGAUUCAAAUGAAUAUCCUAGCGCUAAUCAGUACUACGGAAUUGAGAUGAAGUGCAUUCUUUGCACCAAAUCGUAA
Cotesia congregata is the source of this 273-nucleotide messenger RNA. Lineage: Eukaryota; Metazoa; Arthropoda; Insecta; Hymenoptera; Braconidae. The record is from the annotation of a GenBank genome assembly.